AUGCAUAAAAUUUUACUUCUUUUAAUCCUUAUAAUAAUCCAUAAAUCGAGUGAGCACGUUUUAACUAAAAAAUCCAUAUUCGGUGGAAACGAAAAGCUCGAUAAAUCUUCAAAAGAUUCCUUAAUUGGAACAUGCAAAACCGGCUCAAAAUGCGUCCCCUUCAUCAGCUGCCCCGGCCACAUUUGGCACGAAAACAAAGAAUUAUGCAGCACCACAGUAUCCAACACAGGAAUUUGCUGCACCACCGGAAAAAACAUCUCAAUGACAAACGCAUCGAAAGAGAGAGUCAACUACAACCUGCAUUUAGACUCCGAAACGAUCGGCGUGAUCAAACAGCGCACCAAGAACUCGAUGAGCCAGCUCCAAGCCAAGGAAGCCCAGCUUCUCGCCGCCGGCGGUUCGGUGGUCUUGACGCGCGAUUCCGCCAGCUACGGCCACUUCAGGAACUCCAGGCGCUUCAGCCGCUUCGACUCCUAUGAAGUCACCGACGCGGCCAGCAGAGCUCUGGAGAUGUCUUUGGCCACCAAGGCUUUCAAAGAUCGGGAAGGCUUGAGCAAUUUGGAUUUAGAGCAAGGUCUGCUCAUGGACGACCUCAGCUCCACGCCGCUCGGCCAUUCCUGCGCCACUCGACCCCAGUGUCCCGUGGUGGUGGAAAAGUACAGAUCGAUAGAUGGUUCCUGCAACAAUCGCUACUACGCUCUAUGGGGAACCGCCAUGUCGCCCAUGUCGAGGUUGAUGGCGCCUUCGUACGAUGAUGGUAUCUGGUCGCCCAGAAGGUCUGUGGUGGACAAUGAACUGCUGCCGAGUGCCAGGCGUGUGGUGACGACAGUUUUCACUGAAGAGAGCGCUGUUCAGCCGGAAUUUACGCUGCUUCUCAUGCAAUUCGGGCAGUUUAUCUCUCAUGAUAUCUCCCAAGGAUUGGAUUUUACAUACGGGAACGGCAGCGCCAUUUCCUGUUGUAACAAAGAUGGCACAAAAAGUUUGCCUAUAGACAGCCGCCAUUUCGCUUGCAUGCCGAUUUAUUUGCCGAAAACUGAUUCUUUCUACGCCGGCUACAACCAAAGGUGCAUGAAUUUCGUAAGGACCGUUCUGGCUCCUCGGGAGGAUUGCACUUUAGGCUACUCCCAACAGAUGAACAAAGUUACCCACUUUCUGGACGGUUCGACCAUUUACGGCUCAUCUGCUGACCAAACGGCCCAGCUGAGGACCUUCGAAGGUGGGAAAUUGAAGACCUUCAACGAUUACGGUAGAGAGCUCUUACCUUUGGCCAAAAACAAGGAUGCUUGCCUUAGCAACGAAGAGGGAAUGGCUUGUUUCGAAUCAGGAGACACGAGAACCAACCAAAUGAUCACCCUGGUCGCUUUACACACGCUGUUUUUGAGGGAGCACAACAGGAUAGCGGACGUGCUGUCCCAUUUGAACCCCACAUGGGACGAUGAAUACGUUUUUCUGGAGGCCCGGCAAAUUGUUGUCGCGGAAAUACAAGCUAUUACCUACAAAGAAUUUUUACCGGCAAUUUUAGGGUACAAAACCAUGCAAGAGUUCGAUUUGAAUUUGGAGAACGGGUACGAUUACUAUUUGGGAUACGAUUCGUACAUAAAUCCGUCGAUAAUUAACGAAUUUUCUACAGCUGCUUUUAGAUUCGGCCAUUCCAUUGUAGACGGACGACUCGAAUUAUACGAAGGGCGUAAAAUGGACCAAACGAUCUUCAUUCCCGAAGUCAUGUUCUAUCCAUCUCAGAUGCGUCGAACUAAAUUUCUGGAUAUGAUAUUAAGCACGUUAACAGGAAAGCCCAUGCAAGCUGUGGAUAGGUCAUUUUCCGAAGCUUUAACAAAAUACCUAUUUAGAGGAGGUAGCCCGUUCGGGGUAGACCUACCCUCCAUAAACAUCCAAAGAGGCAGGGACCACGGUUUGAGGCCUUACAACGACUACAGGCAAUUGAGCGGCUUGCCCAGAUACAAUUCAUUCGAAGACUUCGGAUCGGAGGUCGGGGAGAAGCUGGCCAAAGUAUACCGAAGCGUGGACGACGUGGACCUGUGGGUGGGCGGUUUGCUGGAGGAACCCAUCGAAGACAGCCUGGUGGGGCCCGUGUUCCGGGAUAUGAUAGCGGAGCAAUUUUUGAGAACGAAGCGAGGCGAUCGGUACUACUUCGAAAACGAUCCCAGCGUCAAUCCCGGUCAUUUUAGUCCAGAUCAACUAUUUCAAUUGAGGAAGGCGAGUAUAUCCAGAAUCAUUUGUGAUAACAACGACCAUAUUCUCAUUUCUCGGCUCGCUCCAAACGCUUUCCGAGUACCUAAUGUCAAUGGGAAUGAUUUCGUGGAUUGCCACAGCAACUCCAUACCAAGAGUCGAUCUAAGAUAUUGGAAUUACGCCUAA
Phyllotreta striolata is the source of this 2376-nucleotide messenger RNA. The record is from the annotation of a GenBank genome assembly. NCBI's taxonomy places the organism in Eukaryota, Metazoa, Arthropoda, Insecta, Coleoptera, Chrysomelidae.